CCAGGUCCUACUGUCUGUCUCUUUCCAGGCAUUUAAUACCUCCAAGAUUCAGGUUUGCUUUUACAUCUCUUCCUUGCACAUCCCUGACAACAGAGCCUAUUGACAGCUGUCUUAAUUGAAGAACAAUAAUUCACGAGGAAUAUGUACACCCUCUUUCUCUUUGUAGUGGGCUCCUUUUAUUUUAACGGAAGCACCGCAGCGGAUGCUGAAGAAAAGCUAAUGAGCCACCUACUGAGUCCUGACAGGUACAAUAAGUUAAUUCGACCAGCUGUCAACUCAUCCCAGUUGGUUUCCAUAGAACUGCAGGUUUCCCUGGCACAGCUCAUCAGCGUGAAUGAACGGGAGCAGAUAAUGACCACAAACGUCUGGCUGAACCAGGAGUGGAUUGAUUAUCGUUUGGCUUGGAAGCCUUCUGACUAUGAAGGAAUAAACAAGCUGAGAAUACCUGCAAAACACAUCUGGUUGCCAGACAUUGUCCUUUACAAUAAUGCGGAUGGCACAUACGAAGUUUCACUAUACACAAAUGCAAUUGUAAAGAAUAAUGGAAGUAUUCGCUGGUUGCCACCAGCCAUUUACAAGAGUGCCUGCAAGAUUGAAGUUAAGCAUUUCCCAUUUGAUCAACAAAACUGCACAUUAAAGUUCCGGUCUUGGACAUACGAUCACACAGAAAUUGAUAUGGUGCUUAAAACUUCCAUGGCAAGUAUGGAUGACUUUACGCCAAGUGGAGAGUGGGACAUCGUAGCACUCCCAGGAAGAAGGACUGUAAAUCCUUCGGACCCCAAUUAUGUUGAUGUGACAUAUGACUUCAUUAUUAAAAGGAAACCUCUUUUUUAUACCAUCAAUCUUAUCAUUCCCUGUGUGCUAAUUACAUCAUUAGCCAUCCUGGUGUUCUACUUGCCUUCAGACUGUGGUGAAAAAAUGACCUUAUGCAUAUCUGUGUUGCUUGCUUUGACUGUGUUCUUGCUGCUAAUCUCCAAAAUUGUCCCUCCAACCUCUCUAGAUGUUCCACUGAUUGGGAAGUAUCUCAUGUUUACAAUGGUACUAGUGACCUUCUCAAUAGUUACCAGUGUCUGUGUACUCAACGUCCACCACAGAUCUCCAAGUACUCACACUAUGCCCCCUUGGGUAAAGCUGGUUUUCCUUGAAAGACUCCCAGCCUAUCUGUUCAUGAAGCGUCCAGAAAAUAAUUCUCCACGGCAAAAGCUGAGCAACUACAAAAAGACAAAAGCAGAGAAUCCUUGUACAGAGCCAGCCGAUUUCUACAAGAGCUCUACAUAUUUCUUGAAUACAGCCUCUGCCAAAAAAUACGAUAUGAAAAUCACAGAGACUCUUGACAAUGUCAGCAGUCAUCGAGAUUUUAGGUUAAGAACAGGCACAAAAUUUUCUCCUGAAGUCCAAGAAGCAAUUGAUGGAGUCAGUUUUAUAGCAGAGCACAUGAAAAGUGAUGACAAUGACCAGAGCGUCAUUGAAGAUUGGAAGUAUGUUGCCAUGGUAGUGGACAGGCUGUUUCUCUGGAUAUUCGUCCUUGUUUGUGUCCUGGGGACUGUUGGAUUAUUUCUGCAGCCACUUUUUCAAAAUCACACCGCUGCCAUGAACCCUUAG
This is a messenger RNA of Mesitornis unicolor (brown roatelo), 1602 nucleotides long. It is a transcript of the gene CHRNB4, whose product is annotated as cholinergic receptor, nicotinic, beta 4 (neuronal). The record is from RefSeq and is a predicted model, not a curated record. Gene Ontology annotation, molecular function: acetylcholine-gated monoatomic cation-selective channel activity; transmembrane signaling receptor activity. Gene Ontology annotation, cellular component: synapse; neuron projection; postsynaptic membrane. Gene Ontology annotation, biological process: chemical synaptic transmission; monoatomic ion transmembrane transport; signal transduction. Bases 142 to 1602 code for a protein of 486 amino acids. Lineage: Eukaryota; Metazoa; Chordata; Aves; Mesitornithiformes; Mesitornithidae. The transcript is spliced from 6 exons.